Molecule: messenger RNA, 1633 nt
Organism: Gastrolobium bilobum
Lineage: Eukaryota; Viridiplantae; Streptophyta; Magnoliopsida; Fabales; Fabaceae
Product: elongation factor 1-alpha-like
Exons: 3
Coding region: 79-1422 (447 amino acids)
Biological process (GO): translational elongation; translation
Molecular function (GO): GTPase activity; translation elongation factor activity; GTP binding
Source: RefSeq, a predicted model, not a curated record
GGCCUCUCUUCUAUUCUUUGCGAUUAGGGUUUCUUCGAGGCCUCUCCAUUCUGAGUUUCUUUGUGCGUUUUUGUAACAAUGGGUAAAGAGAAGGUUCACAUUAACAUUGUUGUGAUUGGCCACGUCGACUCUGGAAAGUCGACGACCACUGGUCAUCUGAUUUACAAGCUUGGAGGCAUUGACAAGCGUGUGAUCGAAAGGUUUGAGAAAGAAGCUGCUGAGAUGAACAAGCGUUCAUUCAAGUACGCGUGGGUGUUGGACAAGUUGAAGGCAGAGCGUGAACGUGGAAUCACUAUUGACAUUGCCUUGUGGAAGUUUGAGACCACCAAAUACUACUGCACUGUGAUUGAUGCACCUGGUCACCGUGAUUUUAUUAAGAACAUGAUCACUGGAACCAGUCAGGCAGAUUGUGCUGUCUUGAUUAUUGAUUCCACCACUGGAGGUUUUGAGGCUGGAAUCUCCAAGGAUGGCCAAACCCGUGAGCAUGCUCUCCUUGCUUUCACUCUUGGUGUCAAGCAAAUGAUUUGUUGUUGCAACAAGAUGGAUGCAACAACCCCGAAGUACUCUAAGGCCAGGUUUGAUGAAAUUGUCAAGGAAGUUUCAUCCUAUUUGAAGAAGGUGGGUUACAACCCUGAAAAGAUUCCUUUUGUUCCAAUUUCUGGAUUUGAGGGGGACAACAUGAUUGAGAGAUCCACCAAUCUUGAUUGGUACAAGGGUCCCACCCUCCUUGAGGCUCUGGACCAGAUCAAUGAGCCCAAGAGGCCCACUGAUAAGCCUCUACGAUUACCACUUCAAGAUGUCUAUAAGAUUGGUGGUAUUGGAACUGUGCCAGUAGGUCGUGUUGAAACUGGUGUUCUCAAGCCUGGUAUGGUCGUGACCUUUGGCCCCUCUGGACUACAAACUGAAGUUAAGUCCGUGGAGAUGCACCAUGAAGCUCUUCCGGAGGCUGUUCCUGGAGAUAAUGUUGGUUUUAACGUGAAGAAUGUUGCUGUCAAGGAUUUGAAGCGUGGUUAUGUUGCUUCUAACUCCAAGGAUGAUCCCGCCAAGGAAGCUGCUAACUUCACAUCUCAGGUUAUCAUCAUGAACCACCCUGGCCAGAUUGGUAACGGUUAUGCUCCAGUGCUUGACUGCCACACUUCACACAUUGCUGUGAAGUUUUCUGAGCUCUUGACCAAGAUUGAUAGGCGAUCAGGUAAAGAGCUUGAGAAAGAGCCCAAGUUCCUGAAGAAUGGUGAUGCAGGGAUGGUGAAAAUGGUUCCCACCAAGCCUAUGGUUGUUGAGACUUUCUCCGAGUACCCUCCGCUAGGUAGGUUUGCUGUUAGGGACAUGCGUCAAACAGUGGCAGUUGGAGUCAUCAAGAGUGUGGAAAAGAAGGAUCCAAGUGGUGCCAAGGUGACCAAGUCUGCUGCGAAGAAAAAGUGAACCAUGGUGGUUCAUCCUCGGAUUUCAGCAUUAACAAUUUAUCUUAGGACUAGUAGUUUUGAUGUCUUGAUUUUUAGUAGGAGUUCCAUAGUUUGUUGCUUGCUUUGUUUUUUGUGUCGUAGUUUUUUGUCAUCUUAAUUGGGUUGCCAGGCUCAGAAUUGGGUGCUUGAUAGACGGUAAUUUGGGUAUUUUUUGUUGGGUUUAUGCUUAU